AUGGUCACAAAUGAAAACCUUCAAUAUAUGGGGAUUAUUUGGUUACUUCGUCAUUUUGGAUGGACCUGGGUUGGGCUCCUGGUUGUGGAUGAUGGCAGUGGAGAUCAUUUCUUGCAGGUCAUGGAAUCACUGCUUUCGAAGAACCGAAUUUGUUCAGCUUUCAUAGAAAGAAUCCCAAACCAAGGCCAUUUUCAUGCCAUUGAUGAACUUAGUAUUAAGGCCCAACGUAUUUAUCUGCCUUUCAUGGAUGAGAAAGCUAGAACAUGUGUUGUCUAUGGAGAAACUAUGACUGUUAUGUGGCUUAUCGCUUUAAUUGUUAUAGCAGAUCCUGAAUAUAGGGAAAACACAUCUGUUGGAAAGGUAUGGGUCAUGACAGCCCAGAUUGAUUUUGCAGUAACUGGUAUGAUACAGGGUUGGGAUUUUGAAAUAUUUGAGGGAACAAUUUUCUUUGCUGUUCAUUCAAAUGAACCUCCAGAGUUCCAGGCAUAUCUUCAGAAUUUGAGAUUUUACAGUAUACAAGGAGAUGGUUUUGUCAAGGACUUCUGGGAGCAGGCAUUCAACUGUUCAUUUCCAAAUCCUAAGGUUCCAGCAAAAGUUGAUAACUCAUGUACUGGGGAGGAGAAGCUGGAUACUCUUCCUGGAGCUGUUUUUGAAAUGCGCAUGACUGGCCACAGUUACAGUAUCUAUAAUGCCGUCUAUGCUGUGGCACAUGCUUUACAGACCAUGUAUUCAUCUAGAUCCAAACACAGAGCAGUAAUGAAUGGCAAGAGAUUUGAACUUCAAGAUCUCCAGCCCUGGCAGCUCCACCCAUUUCUUCAAGGCAUUUCAUUUAACAACUCAGCUGGAGAAACAGUGUCCUUUAAUGAAAACGGAGAAAUGGCAGCUGGAUUUGAUAUAAUGAACAUGGUUAUGUUUCCAAACAAAUCUUUCCAAAAAGUGAAAAUUGGAAGGUUGGAUGCAAGUGAAGGACAAGGAUUCUUCAUUGCUGAUUAUAUGAUUGUGUGGAACAGGCGUUUUAAACAGGUGUGUCCCCUCUCUGUGUGUACUGCUUCCUGCCAGGCUGGAAAACAGAAAAAAAGUAAGGAAGGGGAAAAAUUCUGCUGCUAUGAUUGCGUUACAUGCCCAGAAGGGAAGAUUUCAUACCAAAAGGAUACGGAUGACUGCUUCAAAUGUGGAGAUGAUCAGUAUCCAAACAAGAACCACGAUCAAUGUAUUUCAAAAACUAUAAUUUUUCUGUCCUAUGUAGAAGCUUUAGGGAGUGCUUUAGCCUCAGUUGCUAUUUUUUUUGCCCUCAGCACAGCAUUGGUGCUGGGAAUUUUUAUUAAGCACAAAGAUACUCCCAUAGUCAAAGCCAACAACCGGGACCUCACCUAUAUUCUCCUCAUCUCCCUCCUGCUCUGCUUCCUCUCUUCCUUGCUAUUCCUUGGACAACCGGGGAAAGUGACCUGCCUUCUACGACAACCAACUUUUGGCAUCAUCUUUUCAGUGGCUGUUUCUUCUGUGAUGGCUAAGACCAUCACGGUGGUUGUGGCUUUCAUGGCCACCCAUCCUGGGUCCAGCAUGAGGAAGUGGGUGGGAAAAAGACUGUCCAACUCCAUCGUUCUUUCAUGUGCUCUUAUCCAAACAGGUAUUUGUUGUGUGUGGCUGGCAACCUCUUCCCCAUUCCCAGAUUUUGACAUGCAUUCAGUGACUGUAGAGGCCAUCGCUGAAUGCAACGAAGGGUCUGUCAUCAUGUUUUAUUUUGUUCUGGGCUAUAUGGGACUUCUGGCCAUCAUCAGCUUCUCCGUGGCUUUCCUUGCUAGGAAGUUGCCGGACAGUUUUAAUGAAGCCAAGUUCAUCACCUUCAGCAUGCUGGUGUUUUGCAGCGUUUGGUUGUCUUUUGUUCCCACCUACCUGAGCACCAAGGGGAAAUACAUGGUAGCUGUGGAGAUCUUCUCUAUCUUAGCCUCAAGUGCUGGGAUACUUGGAUGUAUCUUUCCCCCAAAAUGCUAUAUUAUUCUGAUUAAGCCUGACUUGAACAACAAAGAGCAGCUAAUAAGGAGGAAAAACUACAGAAAUCUAAAAAUCUGA
Molecule: messenger RNA, 2070 nt
Organism: Elgaria multicarinata webbii
Lineage: Eukaryota; Metazoa; Chordata; Lepidosauria; Squamata; Anguidae
Product: vomeronasal type-2 receptor 26-like
Exons: 4
Coding region: 1-2070 (689 amino acids)
Biological process (GO): G protein-coupled receptor signaling pathway
Cellular component (GO): plasma membrane
Molecular function (GO): G protein-coupled receptor activity
Source: RefSeq, a predicted model, not a curated record